AUGACCUCUAUAAACCAUCACAAUAACUUGUACCUUGUCACCCUUCCCUUCCCUUCUUCCAAGUCCCAGGCUCUUAAGUCUGUUGAAGAGAAGAUUGUCCAGCUUGGUGAAUUGGCUGGUAAGCUUGGAGGAUUUGUUGGUGAGAGUGAGAGUGUUAAGAAAGCCGUUGUGAAGGCUAUUAUCGCCCAAAUUAACAGUAAUGAAGAGCUUAAAAAUCUUUACUCUUCUCAUGUUACUACCCUUUCUGAGUCUGUCAACUCUGUUGGCAAGGCUGAUGACACCGAUGAAAUUAGUGAGCUUAAGCAGAAAGUUGCUGAUCAAAUUAAGCUUCUUAAAGAACGUGAAUUGCAACUUCAAAAUCAAUUAAAAGAUCCUUCUUCUUCCCCCUCUCCCUCUGCUGACUCAGCCGAAUUGCACUCCAAGUUGGAGGCUUUGAGGAAAGUGGAGAAGCUUUGUGAAUUUUAUGAGAAACUUAAAACUAUGCCAAAUGAGCCAAAAAAGCUCUUAGAGAAUCUUUGUGACGGCCUUCAGACUUUCCUCGGCUUCGACUCUGCUUCCAAAGGCUACGAUGGCAGUGGUAUUGUGUACUCUGACCUAGAUAGGCUGUGUGACGGGGUGAUGGGAUUUUUGAGUGGUGUGCUUGGUGCGGUGAAAGAUGAUGAUGCGGUUAAAACGUAUGAUAAAGAUACCACAAAAAACAUUAAUACAGUUAUUAAGACUUUGAAUGAUAAUAUUGGCUCCGGGCGUGCUGGGCUUGUGGAGUCUGUCGCGGAGGUGAAGGGGUGGUUGGAGGGGUAUGAAUUAGAAUACAGCAAAAAAGCAAGCAACGUCACAGAGUUUUUAGGUGAGUUGAAAAGCAACAUAGCAGGUAAAUAUACAUCUCAAAUUCGUGCAGGUGAGAAAUUGACUAGACAGCUGGAGGAGUGGAGGCGCAUCGUGGAGAACAUCCAGAGUGACAUAAAAACUAUUGAAACUAAUUAUGUAAUUUAUUUAGACGAUGAAUUGAGAUGUAAAAUACGUAGUGAAAUAAUAUUAGUUAAAAAAUCCGUAGAGGUUUUACGUGAUUCAGCUUGCAACAUUAGUGUCAACGAACAGGCCAAGCACGUAGAUACGCAUUUAGAUGAGCAAAAACGAAAUCUGGAAAAAGCAGUCACAGAUGGGAGUGAAAACGUUAAACGCACUUUACAAAUAAAUUUUACAAAAAUACUCGACGCAAUGUAUGACUUACGUGAACAAAGAAAACACCACUUUGAAAAGUGCUAUGAGAGGUUAAGGGAGGCGAAUAAACACUUGAAAAGUCGUUUAGACAAAUAUAGCGGCACUACUCGAGAUGAGAUAUUUAGGUUAUUUGAUGAGAUAAUAAAAGAAGUAAAGAAGAUUUACGGUGAUAUGAACUACAAAAAAGGGGAACUGGAAAUGUUAGUCGAGGGGGCUGAGAAGACGCUGUCUGAAUUAUCUAAGAAUUUUGAGAAAGAUGUGAAAGCGGGUGUGAAGCAGGAUUUGACGGCAUUGAAUGGUAACGUAAAUGCACUAAAAAAUGGUAUGAGAUCAAUUUCCAACGGUCAUGAGAUUGUAGGAAAGGCGUUGACUCAGCUUAGUGCGUCUAAGCAACAGCUGCUGAGAACGACAGAUCCAAUUACGCAGAAUUCAGAAGCACUGGUAGGUAAGUAUAAUGAAGACUUGAAGAAAAAAUUCUACACCUUUGCGGAGGCACUAAAGGCGGCGAAAUUGGAUACUUUUCAAACAGAAUUGCAGGCUGAAUCCCGAAAACUUCGUAAUUAUUUUGAAAAUCUGAUGAAGAUAAGUACUAUACAAAAAGUGUCAACAUCGGGCAGAAGUGAGGUCAAGGAUCUUGUAGAGGAACUAAAUGGUGCCAUCGGUACCAUUAAUCAGAGGUAUGACUCUCUUUCGACAGCAUCAUUAGUAGUUACUACAAAUGCAUUCGCCUCUGCUGUUAACACUGCAGCAGGGGCCAUCAAUAGACUCGGCACAAUAAUAAAACAGGAGUUCACUCAGGCGAAGCAAACGAUCGAUGACACCAAAGACAACAAAGAGUUGUUAACAGCUGUCGACGAACUCAAAAAUCUUCAGUUGCUGCAAAACUCUAUAUACGGCGAGAGAGGAACAGCCGAUGCACCUAAAACAGGAUCGCUCGCCAAACUGAUCGAGGAGUUGAGUACUGCAAUCGGCACUACUUCAGGUGACGAUGGCGGCAAACUUAACAAAGCGAUUGGCGCAUUUGAGACGUCUGCUAAACAACAAAUCAUUGAUGCUGCGACCAGCGCAAUAGAAAAGGCUGCAGCUCAAGUGACUGCAGAAAUGCAGAAAUUUAGGGAAGAAGACGGUGGCGUAUUUAGUAAGACUGAGUUGGGCAAAAAAGUUGCAGUUUUAAAAACACAUAUCAAAACACUCGAGGGAUUCAUAAAGGAGAAAACACAAGGUACGCUUCACUUAAAGCUGAAUGAAAUUCAAAAAGAUCUUGAUAUGCUCGAUAAGCUAAAAAUAGAAGACACAAACGAAGAACAUGAUGGUGGAAUUAACAAAAUGAAAAAAGCAGCAGAUAAGAAAAUGCAAGAGUUGUAUAAUGAGAUAUUUGAUAAAGUAAAUGCUGUUUUUAACACGCUAAAUGACGCCGAUAGAAAUCUAACACAUACCAUCGAUAUUGUCAGUGAAGGAGUUCACAGUGCGUAUGCGGCGUCAACUAAAUCUGUAGAAAAUAUAAAGGAAUACUUGCUUAGUGUCACAAGUCAAGCUUUCGACACCGUAACGUCUGCCGUCCGAAUAUUGUUCUCCGAACAACACGUCGCCGACCUUGGAGGUCUUAAGACGUUGGUGGAUGGUCAAUUAAGAAAAAUGGAACAAAUAAUUCAGAAAGAUAGAAGAACAGCAAUUAAAGGCCUGUUGCAAAAUCUAAAUGGCCGCACGUAUAUUGUUAAAGCAGGUAAAUAUCCGAGGUUUGAGAUGCCUUCCGGUACGUCUAUGCUGGAUGCAAUCAUACAGGUCGCGCAGUCCUCGACGUCGACGCUAAAUGGCGAAGCAUAUCUUCAGCAAUUCCGACAAUUAUCGGAGAAAUUCCACGCCUACUAUAAUAACGUUGACAUUUAUGUCGACAACCAAGUUAAAGAUCCAACCUCCCCCCCGCCCACCGACCAAACCACCGACCCAGCCACCCAGCUAACCAAAAUCAAAACUGACUUCGACAAUUUACUUGGACAUCUUAAAAGUAAUGGUGAUCGUAAUAGAAUAUAUAAUUAUGAUAAAAAGUUCGUUGACCUACAUUCUUCCCUCUCCACCUCCCUCCACCUCCUAUCCCCCUCCGCCUUCGCCAACCCCCGGCACCCGGAGCUGCUCGAUGCGGUCAGACAGGGGCUGCAGGGGUUUGUCGAGCAGAUGGAGCGGGUGUAUGUGAACGGGUAUGAUGGAGGGGAAGGGAUUACAUGGAUGAAAAGUGAUAAUAAAACGUUAACCGACGAUGCUGAAAAAUGUGCCAAAAUUUUUCUCACUUGUCUGCCGGGUCUGAACAAGCAUCUCAACCACCUCCGGAUGCAUUGUGACAGGGAUCCCAAAACAGGUCCUUGGAAUAAAUUACAGAUCAAUAGAGCGAACACUAAUAACAUGAUAGGCCUUUGGUUUGACUGCCGUGGUUACAGGGUUUCUUCGGAACAAUCGAAGCAGGAUGGAGAGUUGCGGAACAAAUCGGAGUGCAACGGUAAUCAUAUUCACGGUUUCCUCGUUAACAAAAAUGACAAAAAUUAUCUUUUCGAACACGAUGAAGCCGAUAAAGAUAGUCGUCCACUCAGAAAGCUUCUCGGCUACCUCAACACCUAUUACCAGGUCACCCACCUGCAGCACAUCUCGUCACCUAAGGCCCCGCGCAACGUGUAUCAGAUGCUCCAGUGGCUGAGUGGGCUGCAGUAUAAUGGUGUGUAUGGUAAAAUUCGAAACUAUUUUGGCGAUUUGUUUACUGAGCUGCAAAGUGAUUACAAGUUAGCGAAAGCAGAGUUAGCCGUUACCAGGCCGCACGACCUGAGAGGUGUAGUAACAGACAAUAUAGUGCGAUCAAGUUGCCUAUCUACUGCACUUAGCAAUGUUUGCAAAUAUGCCGAAGUUGUAUUAAUCGCCAUUCUCGGCCACGGUCAUGGCCAUCCGCAUAGCCGAUACGCCGUUGACUUCAACACCAACGCGGAUAAUCUAGGCUAUCCUAGUAGCGCCGCUUCAUGCUUUGAUAUGCUGGUAGAUAUAUCGUAUCGAGUGUAUCACCAACUGUGUUUCCUGCACAGACAGUGUGAAAAUCACGAUGACAGCGGCGGCUGGCGAUCAUGUCAUUACGGCAAGGGCGUCGAUGGGUCAUCAUGGAACUGCAAUACCACCAAAUGUCCUAACCAAAUAUGUGACCAAAGAGCUAACCAAAUUGCCCAGCAAAAGGCUGACCAAAAAGCUGACCAAACGUGUGACCAACACCCUAAGUGCGGUUUGAAAUCGCCACUUCAGUCAUUUUUGGAAGAUGGUCUCCCCGGCUUCUUACCGCAUCAGUUUACUAGUCCCGGUUGUAAGUUAACGUGCACUGUGGCCAAUCAUGGAGGCAUCCCGUGCAAAACUCCAAUGGGCUUUACUGAUCUAGCCACCAUGGCGUCACGUUCGCAGACAGGCGAGGAACUCAAGAAGGCGCUGGAAGAAUUCAGCGCCGAAAUCCAUGAUCCGCUUACCAUUUUCUGCACCUUCCUAACAUGUGUUCUCCGCAGGUCUCCGCAAACGCUGGGAGAUAUGUUUGCGUUCUUCUACGGUUAUCUUCAUCAUUUUGCCGAAAGUGAGCACAAGAAGAAAGCCUUUGAUGCCGCCGUAAAGGAUGCCAUCUUUGGUCAGGAAUACAAUGAUCUCAACCCAUCAAAGAUGUUUGGCACUAGUCGUCAUGGUCAAGGUACGGAGCAUUCCAGAGGUGACGUGUUCAGCAUCGUCGAAUGUUUUGCUGGCGACGAAGAAAUAUGUGGGUUCUACCUCCAGUCACUGAGCUUUAAUAUUUAUAAUAUAUUUUCGGAAUGCCAUAAGAACCACUAUCUGUCAUGGAUUGUCUAUCUCACAGAGACAUUCUACAAUCUUCUCUGCAAAUUGCGUGACGACUGCCGCAAUAAUUGCAACAAGCCAGGAACCAGGUGUCAGGGUAAGAUAUGCGCUAAGAACUGUCAAGUACAAUCUAGAUAUAAAAUCAAAAAGGAAGUGUGGGCGUGGACUAUUAGUCACGAAAAGGAUUGCCAAUCCAUCGCUCAGUGUCCGCUAACUCUACCCACAUUAAAUAGAUAUGGAUUUGCAUUUUGGAGUGCAUAUAGUCUUAGCAACAACAAGCAUCAGAAAAGAACAUGUGAAGACUUUUGCAAAGCAUUGAAUAAUGUGCUGAGCGACAAAGAAUCGAAACACGCCCCUCUUGCCGAAUUGGUAUUCAGGACCAUCCCCGAAUUCCUUUUCAAAAUCCGCGAACCCUUCAUCUGGCUCAACGUCGCGCUCUGGCUCCUCUCCCUCCUCUAUCUCCUCCACAUCAUGGUCAUCCGCCUAGACCUCCUCCACAUCAAAUCGCAUUUGCACUCACCAUCAUCACAUCGCAUCGCUGCUCAGUCACUACUUGCUGCUGCUCGCGUUAACAAGCUUAACAGGGUGUUUUAUCUGCAACCAUAA
Molecule: messenger RNA, 5667 nt
Organism: Babesia bigemina
Lineage: Eukaryota; Apicomplexa; Aconoidasida; Piroplasmida; Babesiidae
Exons: 1
Coding region: 1-5667 (1888 amino acids)
Source: RefSeq, a predicted model, not a curated record